This is a messenger RNA of Tripterygium wilfordii, 1726 nucleotides long. RefSeq names its product protein trichome birefringence-like 5. Gene Ontology annotation, cellular component: Golgi apparatus. Bases 76 to 1491 code for a protein of 471 amino acids. Lineage: Eukaryota; Viridiplantae; Streptophyta; Magnoliopsida; Celastrales; Celastraceae. The record is from RefSeq and is a predicted model, not a curated record. The transcript has 5 exons. Gene Ontology annotation, molecular function: O-acetyltransferase activity.
UGUCUUUCAGUCUCAGAGAGAAGCUAGAAAUAGGAACACAAGACAAACACAGAGCAUGCUCUCCCUCUCAACCAAAUGGCCAAGUCUUCUCCUUUCAAGAGCCGUUUCACAGUAAUUGCCACUCUAUUUCUCUUCUUCUGCCUCUGUGCACUAUUUCUCUUCAGCAAACGCAGUUUCGACUCACCCCUUUCUCUCUACAGAGAUCUGGAAUCUCAAACACAUCUCUCCUUGGAACCAAUUUCUCCAAUUCCUCAGGCCGACCCGGUACAACCCCUGAUCAGCAGAAGCAAUGGUAGCGGUGAGCUCUCUAUGGAGAAUAAGGAGGACCCUGUUCCCAAUGAAGAAUCUGAUGCUGCAUUGGGUGAUCAAGGCGCUGAUUCCAACAAUGAAUCUGACUCUGGAUUGGGCGAUAAUGGUGUUGAUUUGAUGAUGGAGAGCUUGAAAACUUGUAAUUUGUACAUGGGGAGUUGGGUGAAAGACAAAGAGUACCCAAUUUAUGAUGCGGGUUCUUGUCCUUAUGUCGAUGAAGCUUUUGAUUGCCAAAGCAAUGGAAGGCGUGACUCGGAGUAUCUCAAAUGGAGGUGGAAGCCGGAUGACUGCGAUCUUCCCAGGUUUAAUGCAACAGACUUCUUGACGAGAUUGAGAGGUAAGAGGCUGAUGCUAGUUGGAGACUCCAUGAACCGGAAUCAGUUCGAAUCAAUUCUGUGCCUUCUUCGGGAAGGCCUGCCUAAUAAGAGCAGAAUGUAUGAGACCCGUGGUCACAAAAUAACUAAAGGAAGAGGCUAUUACACGUUCAAGUUUGUGGAUUUCGACUGUACAGUGGAAUUUGUAAGGUCACAUUUCCUUGUGAAGGAAGGGGUCCGUAUCAAUGCACAAGGAAACUCCAAUCCAACCCUUUCAAUAGAUCGAAUUGACAAGACAUCUAACAAAUGGAAGCGAGCUGACAUUCUUAUUUUCAAUACUGGGCACUGGUGGACUCAUGGGAAGACUGCUCGUGGGAAAAAUUACUAUAAAGAAGGUGACUAUCUUUACCCAGAGUUUGAUGCAGUUGAGGCUUACAGAAGGGCUCUGAAGACCUGGGGAAAUUGGAUCGAUAAAAACAUUAAUCCAGCAAAGCAAUUAGUUUUUUAUCGUGGAUAUUCUUCUGCACAUUUCAGAGGCGGAGAUUGGGACUCUGGCGGAUCUUGUAAUGGAGAGACUGAACCCAUCAUGAAUGGGACCUUUCUUGAUACCUACCCUUUGAAAAUGAAAAUAGUGGACGAGGUUCUCCAGGAAAUGAAGGUUCCAGUAGUCCUCUUAAACGUGACGAGACUGACCAACUUUCGCAAAGAUGGACACCCAUCAAUAUAUGGCAAGCCCAUGAUCGCGAACAAAAAGGUUUCCACAAGGCGGCAAGACUGCAGCCAUUGGUGUGUUCCUGGAGUCCCUGAUGCAUGGAACGAGCUGAUUUAUGCCACCUUGGUUUUCCGGCAAAAACCUUCGAAAAGCUAAACUCUUCGACACCAUGAUUCCCUUCAACAUUGACCCUGGUAAGUUCAUGUGACAUUUUAGGAUGGAUCAUGCUGUGCCCCAUGAGGACAUGCUUUCUUCUUCUUCUUGCUUUUCUCCUUAAAGCUGCAAUUUGAAUUUAUUCCUAUGUAUAUUUGUUAACGCUUCCUCAUAUAUUAUAGACAGAGAAAGGAGUGAUUAGUUUUGAAAUUUAUAAAUGAUUUUAGCCUUCAUGAAA